This is a messenger RNA of Ostreococcus tauri, 1563 nucleotides long. Its product is annotated as CO dehydrogenase flavoprotein-like,FAD-binding,subdomain 2. NCBI's taxonomy places the organism in Eukaryota, Viridiplantae, Chlorophyta, Mamiellophyceae, Mamiellales, Bathycoccaceae. The coding region runs from base 1 to 1563 and encodes 520 amino acids. Gene Ontology annotation, molecular function: flavin adenine dinucleotide binding. The transcript has a single exon. The record is from RefSeq and is a predicted model, not a curated record.
AUGGCGGCGGUGACGUUCGCGAGCCGCGCGGGCGCGACGGGGAAGGGUUUGGCGACGCUCGUGCCGAACGCGAGCGCGCUGGAACAGGUUUUGCCAAUGUUGCUCACCGCGAUGGGACUCUUAGUCGCUUCGGCGUUCUUUUCCAUGGCGGAGACGUCGAUCACGACGCUGUAUCCGUGGAAGAUUCGGGAGUUGGCGGAUCAGGAGGAGUCGUCGGGCGGGGUGUUUCAGAUUCUACGCAAGGAUGUGAGUCGAUUUUUGACGACGAUUUUGAUCGGAACGACGUUCUGUGACAUUUUGGCCACCGCGCUCGUGACCGAGGCGGCGUUGGUAGUGUACGGCGAUAACGCGACGACGGCGGUGACGGUUGGUUUAACCAUCGUGACGCUUCUGUUCACGGAAAUAGCGCCAAAGAGCGUCGCGGUUCAGCACGCGGUGGCGACGGCCAAGGUCAUUGCGACGCCGGUGUACUGGCUCUCGCUCAUCGUCUACCCGGUCGGACGAAUAUUUCAGUGGAUCGUAAACGCUGGGUUCUCCCUGUUCGGCGUGGAGACCUCGGCAGAGCCAUUCGUGAGUGAAGAGGAGUUGAAACUGGUUCUCGCCGGCGCGACGAAGAGUGGUGAGGUGGCGAGCUCGGAGAAGAACAUGAUUCAAAACGUGCUCGAUCUCGAGGAGACGGUGGUGCGAGACGUCAUGACGCCGCUCGUGCAGGUAUGGGGCGUGUCCGUGAACGCCACUCUGUCUGAGUGCCGACAGCAGUGGCUCGUUCACAAGUAUUCACGCAUGCCCGUAUACGACGACCGCGUGGACAACAUCGUGGGCAUGAUUCGGGCGAAUCGAAUCAUGCAAAUCGCCAUCGAGCGCAUCAACGAUCCGGAGCGUCACAAACCGCUCGAGGAGAUCAUUGUUUCGCAGGUGAUGGUUGACGAUCCAUACUUCGUCCCGGAGAGCAUGUCAGUGAGUAAACUUCUACGCGAGCUCAUGUUCCGAAAGACGCACAUGUGCGUCGUGGUGAACGAAUUCGGCGGCGUCGUUGGGAUCGCCACGCUCGAGGACUGCGUGGAAGAAAUCGUCGGUGAGAUUUAUGACGAAGAGGAUAACACCAAAUCGGACGAGAAGGAAGAGGUCCGGGACGAGGAGCCGCUUAUCACGGUGGUCCGUCCCGGCGAGUACCUUGUUGACACGAGCGUACCUCUGUGGAAACUUGCGGAGGAGCUCUCGCUGGAAAUUCCCGAGUCACCUUUGUAUGAAACCGUCGGCGGUUUCGUGUGCGAUUUAUUCGGCUCCAUUCCAGAACAAGGCGCGACGAUCACGAGGGUGUACGAUUUCAUCGAAGAUGAGGAUGCGAGUGACGACGAAGAGAGCGACGACGAGACGGACGGUCUCGAGAUUGACGGCGAGCAUACGCAGCGCAUGAUUAUUUUAACGGUUACCGAAGCGGACACGAGAAUGGUCAAGGAGAUCAGAAUCGAUGUGCGUCGUUAUAGAAAAGGGCAAGACGACGACAACGACGAAGAGUCGGCGUGGGCCGAUUCAAAACCGAUCGUUCCUCGCGCGUUGUAG